CAGCAGUUUAACAGUGAGAAGAAAUGUGCUACCAACGCACGCUGGGGCCGUUACUGCGGUCGCUGUGUUGGAAAACUGGGAGAGGAAUAAUGCUGUGCUGAGAACAACAAGAGAUAGGUCAGAAGUGGUGGAAGAGGACGGUCAUGUGGUGUUGGAGAAAACAGAGGCACGGACAUCGGAAUGCCACAGGCUUUCUCACUGCUGCCCUUCCUGCUGGCGCUCAUGGGAUAUGCUUUUGCAGGGCUCAAUAUCUGGCCCUCCUUCCACGUUGCCCUUAGCAACGCCAGUGUAUUUGUGGACUUCAGCACUAAAUCUAACAGCAGCACCAUCCGCAGCACUAGCCUCUCUCUGGUCAACACGGAAACCAACACCACCCUUCUGACCAGGACUCUCCCCAGCAACCAAUCGGCCGGUAGGGUGGAGUUCAACUGCUCUUGCUUCCUGUACGCAGGAACUUUCCGGUUCCUGCUGAGGCAGACCAGCAUCUCUACUGUUUCUCAUGCUAAUGGCACAGAUGAGAGUAGCACGGAGAGCACUGUCUGGUGGUGGAGUUCAGAACUGCAGGUGCAGUGGCCCACCUUUCACAUUGCUGUGGAGAGGGCUGGAAACCACUCGGGAUCUUUUCAGGUUGGGAUAUCCACUAAUGAACACUUUCAGGCUUGCUCCAGCGGCAUUGACUCUGCCCUCUUCCUAGAGGUCAGCUACAUGGAGUACAACCAGAUAGGGCGAAACAGCAUUGACAAGGUCCGAGCUCGCACACGACACCCGAUCAAACCCCUCCGUUCUCAGAGUGUUGAGCUGUCCUGCGCCUUCCCCUUCACAGAAAGAGACUUCAUACGAGUGGCUCUGCGGUCUCCACAUGCAACACAGGAUGUGAAGAGCUCUGGAGCGCUCUACCUGUCCCGUAUCUUCUCCUAUAAGCUGCUGGUGGAGAACAGCAAUGCUUACAAGAGUGGUUGUGAAGGAACGAUGACUGUUAAACUGAUAACCCCACCUUGUGCUCACGUCAAUGGGAAAGUGUUGCUGUAUAAGGAAGCAGGUGUUGGAAGAGGGGUUGCUGUUUCCUCUGAGAUGGGAGCAGGUGGAACAACACUGAUGGGGUUUGGACCAGAGGGGCCCUCUUCUCCUCCGUUGGCCUUCAACUGGCUGACGCAGGGAGAGAAUGAGACAGAAUUCAACUGCUCUGUGUUCUACCCAGGGAGAAAUAAGUACUGCUUUCGCUUUGUUUUCAACUUCAGUCGCUCCCCUAGUCCUGCACAAACCUGUUUGGUGGUUCACAGGAGUGCAGAGUCAUGGGGCCCGUGGCAGCCAUGGAGCGUGUGCAGUGUGAGCUGUGGAGAGGGGGUUAGGGAACGUGUGCGUGAAUGUAUGCUGCCCUCAGGUGUGGGAGGGAGGCAGUGCACUGGUAUGGUGAAGGAACAGUCCCUCUGCUCACUGGAGGAUUGUGUCAUGUUGCCUGCACCUUCCCCAUCCCUCCCCCCUGUACAAGUCGGAGUUGCACCCCUAGGUGGUAACAUGGUCGUGGUGGUUGGUAUCUCCCUUUGCCUGGCUGUGAUUCUGGUUACUGUUGUGGUGACUGUGUGGAGAAAGCUUUGCCAGACACCUCAGUGCAGCUCUGUCCGCAGAGGCUCCAUGCAUUCCCCUGGAGGACGCAAGCUCUCUGAUGAGGCCUCCAUUUGCAGCCACAGCCUCCAGAGACCAAGCCUCUCCGACGGCCAUGGCCCACUGGGUGUGGGUGUAGCCCAGAAAGACACUCCUAUCUUGGGCAGUCAGCCUCUCUCACAGUCCUUGUCUAUACCUGUCUCAGAGGACCCAGAAAGACUGUCCCCCACAGGUCAGAAGAUGCUGCCAACAAUAUUUGGGUACCGACUGGCUCAACAGCAGUUGAAAGAAAUGAAGAAGAAAGGGUUAAAGGAGGCCACACAGCUGUACCAUGUCUCUUCAAGCCCAGUCCAUGACACCCUGUUAGAGACAUCUGCUUCUCCCACCAACUCCCAAAUCCCCACACCAACUGGAUUCACUCAUCCCGCACUCCCUUUGGGUCUCAAGGACGACACCAACCACAACAAUUUUCAUAUAGCGGCUCCCUUGUCUGAGCAAGCAGCGCAGACUUCUAGGAUCACGCCAGACAGACUGAGCCCCAGAGUGGAGCUGGUCUUAGGUCCUCUGGUCUCUGCUCAUGCAAGUGGGGGCAGCUCAAGAUGGCGUGAACGCACGGCUGACUGGGUGGAAAUGGUGGAGAGGAGCGGGUUAGCAGGUCUCAGAGGAGGAGGAGAUUCGGGAAUGGGAAACUCCUUUCAUAAGAAUCCAAAUUUCCGCCGCACCUCCAGUUUUAAUGACACAAAACCCCAGCCUCCAUCUUCUGCAUACUCCAGACAGUUCAGAGAAAGGAGCAUGACCCAGGUGGGAUCUCGCACCCUUCCUGAAGGAAGUUGUUGGACCAAAGGAGGAUGGGAGAGGCAGCCAUACCACUCUUACCCCAUUCCAGAGCAUGGGGCCCCAGAGUGGGCUAAAUCCAGACCUCAGAGAAAUGACCAAAGGAAGCCCUGGAUAGAGACAGCUGUUCCCUCUCACACUGGUGAACUCAAACACACAGGAACCAACACAAACAACAUUUCAGCAUAUGCAAAACACGCCAAAGGAGACCUCAGUAGCACUGGGGAAAGGCAAAGGAGUGGUGAGACAGGAGGUGGAGAAGGAGUCUCGGGGAUUGGGGGUCCAGCCACGGGGCUCGCCAGCCUGAGUGCCGAUCGUGCAGAGCGGGCCGAGCAGAACUGGAACCGCCGUGGCCCAUCGCCUAUCCAGAGGAACAUCCUGGCCCGGAAAUUAAAGGAGGCUCAGUCCUACUCUGGGGUCAAGGGGCGGCAGCGCAGCUCCACCUUUAGCGUAUUGUCUGCGGAGCAGAGGAAAGGUCGGUGCCGCUCUCUGCCCAUGUCCGGAGACUACAGCAGCAGUGGCGGCUCACCCUACAGGCUGAGUGAGGCAGAGCAGAGGAUGCUGGACCUAGAUCUGUCCUCAAAUGUAGGCGAGGAGGAGUAGAUCACACAGGCUUGCUGCACUACAGCAGUACAUCCUCAACCUACAGUAAAUCCUCUCUGCUGCAUCUGUGACUUUAACCUCAUCAUAACACAAACACACAUAUCAGUGAUGAAGAUUGUAUUGUAUUUUGAAGAUUUAGGGACCUUGAGAGCUUUUUCCUAAAAUAUAUUUUAAAAGAGUUUCUGUCUUAACGAAAUGUUUUCUAUUGCAUUUUUAUUGUAUUUGUAUUAAUAUUUCAAUUUUUGAUCAGCAUUAUAAUUGAACAUCAUUUUGUCUUGUUCAGAGUAUGACUGGGUUUCUUUGUAUAUCAGCUACUGGUCCAUUAUCUACCAUAAUAAGUCAUUUUUACCACACGGCCUUGUACUUAUGUCACCGUUAAACAUGCCCUAAUGACAGUGUGCAUUUCUGCACUAAUGAAUGUGCUGUUUUUAUAAUGCUGUGAAGUCAAUCUGUACAAUGCUGAGAACCCCUCUCACUAUUUAGGGACAAUUUGUAUGUAUGAUGUAAGCAAUAUCUCACAUUUUUAAUGUAUUUUCUGCAAAAUGCACAGGUUGGAGCAAUAGCAUACAGUUGUAAGUAUGUUUUAGAGCAGUCAAAUAUGAACAUCAGUGAGGCAUUGUGGCUGAGAUGCUGUUUGUUUUUAUUGAGUAAUAUCAUACACUUUAUAGGAAACAAGUCUUACUGGGAAACAGAAGAUACUGUACUAUCACCAUUUGAU
Messenger RNA from Morone saxatilis (striped sea-bass), 3757 nucleotides. Its product is annotated as thrombospondin type-1 domain-containing protein 1. Gene Ontology annotation, cellular component: cell periphery. The record is from RefSeq and is a predicted model, not a curated record. Lineage: Eukaryota; Metazoa; Chordata; Actinopteri; Moronidae. The transcript has 8 exons. Bases 181 to 3039 code for a protein of 952 amino acids.